This is a messenger RNA of Corticium candelabrum, 2278 nucleotides long. Its product is annotated as protein asteroid homolog 1-like. The record is from RefSeq and is a predicted model, not a curated record. Lineage: Eukaryota; Metazoa; Porifera; Homoscleromorpha; Homosclerophorida; Plakinidae. The transcript has a single exon. Gene Ontology annotation, molecular function: nuclease activity. Bases 127 to 1959 code for a protein of 610 amino acids.
GCAAAUGUUUCUAGCCUGAAGGUGUAUAAUAUAGUGCAAAUGCAUGUUGUUUGUUUUAUAUAGUUGCUCAUUGUGGAGCGGAGUAACCACCAAUUACUACUUGCAUUGUUGUUUCUGAUUGCAGUUAUGGGUAUUCGUGGAUUGACGUCAUUUGUGAGAGGCAUUCCUGGUGUCUGGAAAUUACAAAAACUGUCCAAUACUCAGCUAAUAAUUGAUGGGAACAACCUGCUUUUUCAGCUUUACGAUUCUUCAAAGCUAGACAUGAAAUAUGGUGGUCAGUACAUAGAGUAUUACCGACUGGUCAGAGUUUUUUUCUCAAUCCUGAAGAAGAAUAAAAUAGAAGCAAUUGUAGUUCUGGAUGGAGUAUAUGAAGAUGACCUAAAGCUUGAGACUCAAAGAAAGCGAACUAUUGAAAGGAUACGUCGUCAAGUUAAACAGAACGUUUCUGUUCCUCCUCUUUUCACAUUGGAAGUGUUUUGUCAAGCAGUGGCUGACUCCAGCGUUGAGAUCAAUAUGUGCGACUAUGAAGGAGAUAGAGUAGCUGCUCAAUUGGCCAACAGUCAGAACUGUCCGGUGCUUUCUAGCGACAGUGACUUCUUCAUGUUUGAUAUACCUAUUGGUGUUAUUCCUUUUGACAAGUUUUACUGGAAGCACAGUAGAGGGCCAAUAUCUUGCGAGAUUUACUAUCAAAAAGGUUUUCUUGACUGCAUCAAGUUGUCAGCUCAGUUUCUUCCACUUUUGUCAGUUCUGUUAGGCAAUGAUCUAACUAACGCGGAUCAGCUAAAACCAUUGCAUAAGUACAUUACAAAGAAUGUUAAUGGUAUGCCAUUUCAGUCACUUGAACCAGCCACUGUCAUUGCCUGGCUUAGGAAAUACUCAGAUUACAUUGAAGCUGAAAUAGCUUUGUUUGCUAAUUUGGAGAAGGACUGUAAAAAAUUUGUUGAAAUUCUGCAAAAGUCAAGAGAGCUAUAUAGCACUGGUUCGUUGUCAGAUAGAGCUUUGAGGAUGGUCGAUGAUAUUGCUUUCCCAGAGUGGGUGAUUGAAUCAUUCAAGAAGAUGAAGUUCUCUAAGGUUGCUGUCCAAGCUGGCAGCCGCAGUCGAAUAGGGAUGCGCGUUCAAAUGGAGCACAUGGCAAGGCCUAGCUCACACACAUGCUCACGUCCCAUAAGACAAGUCAUGUAUGCAAUUCUCUUUAGAGGAACUAUAGAUACACAAUCUACCGUGACUGAAGUUGGCAGAUUGGACAGCCAUGUCGCACUGAAAGAGUACGAGGUUGAAAUCCCAAUGCCUGAUAAUGUUUGCAAACUUGCAGAAAUUCAGUCAAGCUGUUGCGAAGAAAGACUACGUGUAUUGCUUUCAGUGUUAGGUUGUGAUAUCCAAAAACUUGAAAAUUUGGAAGAAGAUUGGAGACUGCCUGCAGCAGCUCUCUACUAUUGGUCUCAUCUGGAAGACCAUCCACCUUCAGACAAGGCAGUCUAUGCUGCUGUCUUUUCUUUCGUUAGCUGCUACUUAGCAUUCGAUAAACUCGUCAACGAGGCUACGAGUAGUUAUUCUUUGACUUCACUUGCCCAGCCAGUGAUGCCACUGAAGGAACUACCACCCGAGCGGCCGGACGUGACACUUACUCAUAGUUUUGCUGAAUUUCAAAGCAUAUUGUAUUACACCAUAGUCCUAAACUCCGUGUUGAAUUUUCCAUUGCCCAAUUUCAAUGCAGCUCAACUCUUCAAUGGAAUUCUGGUACAUUGUGCUGCUGCCAAGUACGAUACAUACCAAGAAUUUAUUGCAGGGUUAAAAUAUUCAAAGAUGUUUGAAAAUAUUUGUCAACUACUGGGCAGACGACCUCCAUUGGGCAGGCGGCCUCGUAGGAGUGUUGGAAGCAGAUAUGCAUGUCUUGAGUCUGACAACAGUAGUGACCCUGAUGAUGAUCUUACUGCAAGUGCGAGUCUCAAAAAAUGUUGAAAACGAACAAGGUGAAGCAUCAGGUGAAAGAUAAAAAAUUUAACUAAGCUAACUGUUACUGAAAUGUUUUCAAACUGAAUCGUUGGCAGUUUUUUUGUAUGUUAGCAUUAUUGUGAAGACUUACCUGCGUAGCAGUUUAAAUGUUUUUCAUACACUUUUUGUAUAGCUAUGAACGCAUUAUUCGUUUUAGUUGACAUUUUAUUAGUAGCCGGUUUCGGAUCAAGCUAAUAUGUGUUUGGUAUUAGGAUUUGUUUUCGUAUUGCAGUUGUCAUUUUUUGUGAAGCUUGUAGCUCAUGCAACUACCGAAAAGUAGAUUAUC